Molecule: messenger RNA, 2364 nt
Organism: Periconia digitata
Lineage: Eukaryota; Fungi; Ascomycota; Dothideomycetes; Pleosporales; Periconiaceae
Source: the annotation of a GenBank genome assembly
AUGGUUCGCCUCCGUCAUAUUCACCGGCGGAAUCGUUCCGUCAAACUUAUGAUCUUUUUGCUUGUCAUCAUCUCUUUUGCUUUACUGUACUCUACCUGUCUCGAGACACUACAUCAUGCCAGUAGUCCCUUGCAAUUUAUCCGUCAACCUUCGAGUGUAUACAAGCCAGUUUUCGAUACGGAAGCGAAGCUUUAUCGCACGAGAAGCGAUUCUGAGCGUCAUAUCUAUCUCGAACAUAGCCCUGUCAGAGAUCCCACGUCGAAACAGCACGAAUACUCGACAUCGCAGAAACACAACUCGAUAUCGCCGAGAGACUCAAUAUCCGAGUUACGUACUACUCAUCAGGAAGGCCUUGUACAAGAUGAUUCCGAAAUGCACGAUACCACAUCGGAUACGCAUCCAGCGAGCAAUGUUGACCAUGCCCCGUAUCUCGUACACGUGAACGACGACGAAGUGCUUGUCUCGAGAGGAAAACUUCCUAACAGCAACUCCCGACAAGGGGAAAUUGACUCUUCGAAUGCAGCACCACGUUCCAAAUCCGACCCGGUCGCAAUCAAAUACGACGCCACCGUCGUUAACAACGUCUCCAACACCGAAGUCGAUCAUCUACAGCGGCCUAUUGAGAUCUCGAAAGGAAUGAUGGCAUGGUCAGCGGAUUACACUUUUCCGGCAAGAAGCGAGUGCGAACACGUCAAGGAGAGAGCCGAUACUCUUCCGGACAUGCUAUUCAUGCCGUUCGAGCAGUCAGUAGAAGAUGUGACACUACAAGGGUGGGAAGAUGAUUGGGUUGCCAAAGCCGAGUAUACCGGACCGAAGCUUCAGGAACCAAAGAUUGACUUCGUGUAUAACUGGGUCAACGGCUCUCAACCCGAGCUCAAAGACACGAUGCAUCCCUAUGAGCUAAAUUCAUCUCUCAAUGAUCCAGAAGGCGUUUGGGUUGCGUCUCACGGGACGAACAGAUACCGGGAGUGGGACGAGUUGCGAUUCUCGAUGCGCAGUGUGGAAAAAUACGCCGGAUCGUUUGUCAAUCGUAUCCAGAUCCUCGUGAAUGCUUUCCAGGAGACGUCACAGAAUAAGAAACAGAAGAUGGACAAGCAACGCCCUUCCUGGCUUAAUAAGUCACAAAAGGUGCAGGUACUCUCUCAAGAGGAGUUCUUUGGACCAGAAGAGCGCAAGUGUCUUCCUUCAUUCGACUCUUUGACCAUCGAAAACCAGCUGUACAAUACCAGGUCGGAGACAGACAGGCUGUUCGCUCUCUCCGAUGAUAUGAUUCUUGGAAAGCCCCAUGCUGCUUCUGAUCUGUACUCACCGCUCUUCGGUCCAACUAUGGGGUUCAAAGAUAAUGCGUACAACACCUUGAAGCCACCCACUCAAGCCGAUGCCGAGCGAUUUGGCGAGAAGCCUUUUCUAAUCUACACCUCGUGGCUUCUAAACCGCAGGUUCGGAGCGCGAAAGCGAAAAGGCCAAGUGCAUUUCGGACACUCCCUUUCCCGCAGCAUUGCAAAAGAAGCCAUCACAAGUUUUCCAAGACCCGCACUUCGAAGCGCAUAUCAGAGAUUCCGAGGCGAAACUGGCUUUCAGCUCUACUCUUGGUACGUAAUGUUCCAUUAUACCAUGGAGAGGCAUCGAGAGGCAUUGUUGUGGAGCUACAUCAUGCUGCGAAGCGAUUCGGACGAUGACGGAUACCUCAACUGGAGCGAGCGCAAAAAGAUCUUGCGAGAGGUUGCGGAAGGUCUUGGUCACGACCUACCUGAGCAAUAUCGAAAUAGAAUGUUCUACCGCACGGGCGAAUCACUCCAGAAAGCUGGAUUGGAAGCGCCUAAAGUCAACACCGAGGUUCUAUGGACGGCAAUGGACGGACCCAUCAUGAUCAAAGGCCUAGACUGCGACGCUUUCGACACCGAAGACUGCCUUGCUCCAGGAUUUUCGAUGCCAGCCAGCGAUACUGCUGCUCGUAACCCUGUGUUCUCCUCGGCUGCUAUUUUCGAUCGAGUUGCCCGCGAAACACCUCGUUGUGGCGACUGUUUAAUCAAACUUCUACUCAAUCGGAGACGAGCUGGACUGGGCCCAUUGUUACCGCAUGCUAUCAAGAAGCCCCAGCAGCGAGCGACCGUGGUCAAAGCGUUGAUGAAGUACCAGUAUACCAUCGUUCAGCCUGAUGCCGCGUUUUAUAUGGUCACUGAUGCAGAACAAGUAGAUCAUGCACUUUUUAAGCCUUAUAUAAAGCAUGGCAAAAAGGUGGGUCAGAUGUGUUUGAAUGAUGAUGUGGUAACGGAUGAUGAGGUGGAGUUGGAGAAGUUGAGGAAGGCUAUGAGCGCAUUGUUCAAUGGCCUACUUCCGGAGCCUUCGAGCUUUGAAAAGUGA